Aspergillus wentii DTO 134E9 is the source of this 3720-nucleotide messenger RNA. RefSeq names its product bifunctional urea carboxylase/allophanate hydrolase. The transcript has 9 exons. Gene Ontology annotation, molecular function: metal ion binding; ATP binding. The record is from RefSeq and is a predicted model, not a curated record. The coding region runs from base 1 to 3720 and encodes 1239 amino acids. NCBI's taxonomy places the organism in Eukaryota, Fungi, Ascomycota, Eurotiomycetes, Eurotiales, Aspergillaceae.
AUGGAUUCGCUCAAGACACUAUUGGUAGCUAAUCGCGGCGAAAUAGCCGUUAGAGUCUUGAAGACAGCGAAGAAGUUGAAUAUUCGAACUGUUGCUGUAUAUACUCAGCCAGAUGCUGCUUCAACUCAUGUACACCUAGCUGACCACGCCGUUCUUCUCUCUGGUCACCCCUCAAAAGCGUACAUUGAUGGGGAUCAAAUAAUAGAUAUAGCCAAAAGAAAUAACGUGGAUGCUAUAAUUCCUGGAUAUGGUUUUCUGUCCGAGAAUGCAGAUUUUGCGAGAGCCGCCGCCGCUGCCGGUUUGGUUUUUGCAGGGCCUUCGCCAGAAAGCAUUGAAGCUUUUGGGCUAAAACACACUGCCCGAGAUCUUGCUACUAAAGCCGGAGUCCCCAUUGUGCCUGGUUCCACUGGUUUGGUGAAGAGUGAAGAUGAAGCUGUGGAGGUGGCCAAGAAACUGGGAUUUCCGGUCAUGCUCAAAGCCACCGCUGGCGGUGGUGGAAUGGGGCUGCUUACAUGCAAUGACGAGUCAGAAGUGCGACAAUCGUUUGCCACAGUCAGGUCUAGAGGAGAGGCCUUAUUCAAGAACGCAGGGAUGUUCAUUGAACGGUAUUAUCCUUCUAGCCACCACAUUGAGGUGCAGGUGUUUGGUAAUGGGGAUGGAAAGGCAAUCUACUUUGGUGAGCGUGAAUGCUCUAUCCAGAGAAGACAUCAAAAGGUUAUCGAAGAAUGCCCGAGCCCCUUCGUUACCAGAAACCCUGGGCUACGUGAAAAGCUGGGCGAUGCUGCUGUGCGACUAGCCGAGUCGAUAAAGUAUGGAUCGGCUGGGACAAUCGAGUAUCUAGUUGACGACGAAACAGGCGGAUUCUUCUUCCUUGAGAUGAACACGCGCCUUCAGGUUGAGCACGGAAUCACAGAACUUUGCUAUGGAGUUGAUUUAGUAGAGCUCAUGCUGAAACAGGCUGAUGCUCAAGUUUCUGGGAAAAAGGGCAUCGAGGCAUCGUUCCUGACCAGUCUAUCGUCCAAGACUCCAUCUGGAGCUGCUAUCGAGGCUCGAGUCUAUGCAGAAAAUCCCAUCAAGGACUUCGCCCCUUGCCCUGGAACACUUCAAAGCGUGGAGUGGAAGGAAUUGCCUGGUUCCAGAAUUGACACAUGGGUAUAUAGAGGAGUCAAAGUAUCUGCAAAUUAUGAUCCCCUGCUUGCAAAGGUCAUGUAUCAUUCCCCAAGCAGACAACAGACUAUCGAAGGGAUGUCGACGAUAUUAAAAGAGUCGCACAUUUGCGGCCCUCCAACAAAUCUGGAGUUCUUAGCCAAGAUACUUGCUGACGAGAGAUUCGUCGCUGGCAACACCUUGACAAAGUUCUUGGACAGCUUUGAAUUUAAUCCCUGUGCCAUUGACGUGGUAUCUGGAGGUGCCUAUACCCUCAUUGAAGACUGGCCAGGGCGUCCGACGCUUGGAAGAGGAUUCUGCCACUCUGGUCCUAUGGAUCCAUUAGCAUUUCGCAUUGCGAAUGCGCUCGUUGGCAACCCUGUUGGUCUUGAAGCUUUGGAGAUCACAUUGAGUGGACCAGAUUUACGAUUCCUUGGACCAGCGCUGGUAUCUGUCUGCGGUGCUGCCGUUGAAGCCAAACUGGAUGGCGUUGCCAUUCCAAUGUGGUCCAGAAUCAAAGUUUCUACCGGUCAACGCCUGACUAUAGGUAAAACCAUUGGAAACGGCUGUCGAGCUUAUUUGGCUGUCUUUGGUGGAUUCACAAAUGUUGCCAAGUGGUUCGGAUCCAAGUCUACCUCGCCAAUGGUUGGGGUUGGAGGAUAUCAGGGCCGGGCGCUCGCAUCCGGUGAUCUUCUGUCCAUCUCGAGCCAGCUCCCUGAUGUCAGUGGUGAACUUCGUCUGCCGGAGCACCUGAUUCCUAAGUAUCCUAAUCAUUGGGAACUGCUUGCUAUGCCUGGCCCUUAUGAUGAGGGAUACAUUGUGCCAGAUAGCAUUGACAUGCUGUAUGAAACCCACUGGAAGAUCUCGCAUAACGCAGCUAGAGGUGGUAUCCGCCUUAUUGGACCAAAACCGACAUGGGCUCGCUCAGAUGGAGGAGAAGGUGGUGCCCAUCCAUCAAACCUAAUCGAAUAUGGAUAUGCGAUAGGGUCACUCAACUGGACAGGCGACGACCCUGUGAUAUUCCCCCAAGAUGGACCGGACUUUGGUGGAUUUAUCAGUAGCCACACUAUUGUGAAGGCAGACCUGUGGAAGUUGGGACAGGUCAAAGCUGGGGAUACGCUCAAGUAUAGAGCUGUAUCUGUGGCGGAUGCAGUGGCUUCCCGCAGAACCACGGAGAAGUUUAUCAAUGAUGUCGUGCAACGUUGCUAUCAUGGAGGCGACUUCAGCAGUAUAGAACCUUUGAGAGACGACCUUCCAACAGAGCUUAAGAGUGGGAACCGCGGCAGUGGUGUAAUUCACCAGAUACAAGAGAAGGGGAAUCAACCGCUUGUUUCCUAUCGACAGGCGGGAGACGACUACCUCCUGAUUGACUACGGUAACGGAGCGUUUGAUCUGAAUCACCGUUGUAGGGUUACUGCUCUCAAGAAGGUACUGGAAGAUGGCAAAGCAGACAUAUCAUUCUCAGAUAGCUUGAUAGGGAUGGUCGGAUGUGGAAACUCUCUGAUGCUUUAUUACGACGGCCUCAAAAUACCACAAGGAAAGCUAAUCAAUUAUCUCUCCGACAUCGAGGCCAGACUCGGUGACCUCAGCAAAGCAAAAAUGCCCAGUCGUCUAUUCAAGCUCCCACUUACAUUUGAAAGCCAGAGACAAAAGGAUGCCCUAAAGCGCUACAUGGAGACCCAGCGUCCUUAUGCAACCUAUUUACCCGACAAUCUUGAGUUUGUUGCAAAGAACAACGCCUUCACGAGACAGGAGUUCGAAAACAUCUUCCUCACAGCAAGCCUUAUGGUUGUCUCUGUCGGGUUCUUCACUGCCCUUCCACUCGCCCUCCCUGUCGACCCACGACAACGAAUGAAUUGUCCAAAGAUGAACCCUAGUAGGGUUUACACCCCUGCAGGUUCUGUAUCAUGGGGUGGAAGCUGUAUGGCAUUAUACAAUGUCGACUCCCCCGGCGGAUACCAAAUGACAGGCAUGACCAUUCCAGGCGUCGACAUUCUCGGUUCCAAGAAAGGCUACAGUCCCGAACGACCAUGGCUCUUUGAAGACUUUGACCAAAUUACCUUCUACCAAGUCUCCGAAGCCGAAUACGAAAAGGAACUCGCCCUCUUCAACAGCGGUAGAUACGGGUACCAAUGGGAAGAGGUGACCUUUGAUAUGGCUGAACAUAACCGACUCCUCGACGAGACCAAGGACGAAGUAGCAGCCAUCCGAGACCGUCAGCGAAAAGUGCAAGCUGAGAUGGAUAAAGUCGAAGCAGAAUUACUUGAUCGUUGGGCGAAGGAGAAGGCCGAAAGGGGGAUUCCCAUGGAUACAAUUGAGAAUUUACUCCAAGACCCCGAAAUCCACCCCAUCGAAGCCCCAUUGAACGCCAACGUAUGGAAGGUAGAAGUGAAGCAAGGCGACAAGAUCGGAGAAGACCAAGUCGUCAUCAUUCUGGAGGCUAUGAAACUCGAGAUUGCCGUUCGGGCAGAUCCUGCCUCGGUUGGAACGACUGUCGAGAAAGUUCUGGUUCAAUCGGGUGAUUCCAUCGAGGCUGGUAAACCUUUGUUACUGACAAGAAAGAGCUCGAAAUGA